AAGAGUGGUCCCCACCUUGAAGUUCUCUCUCUGUUCUGUUCGCUGAAAAUCUUCAUGGUCUUUCAAGAUCCAACGCUGUCCUGAAUCCACCUGUGUUUACUCUGUUUCUACUUCUUAUCAAAUCUCAUUCGCACUCUUAUGAUCUGUUUUUGCUUUUGAAGGUAACCCUCUUUUUUCUCUUCACAAAGCAGAGCUAAUAAAUCACUGAGAUAGCCAAAGGCAAAGGUAAUUGGCAAAGGUGUGUUAUGGCUACAGAGAUCAAAAGCACUAUGAUGAGGGUCAAAUCAAGUACCCCAGAUGUUUCUUCCAAGCCAAAGAUUGAUUCUUUAGCUCUCAAGAAGAAGGUCAUCAGCUCAAGCAAACACCCACCUGUUUCUAAGACGAAAUCUGUCACCACCACUGUCACAAAAUCUGAGGUUAAAUCAAAACCGAUAACACCAUCAUCAGCAUCAUCGAAAACAAUAACAACAUCAUCGAAAACAGUAACAACAUCAUCAGCAUCAUCGAAAAAAAUAACAAAGACAAGUACUUCCAAAGUGAGAGAAAAGAAAGUCUACAGUCUGCCUGGCCAGAAACAUGAUCCUCCGGAACAGAAAGAACCCCUGAGAAUCUUUUAUGAAUCAUUGUCAAAACAGAUACCAACAAGUGAAAUGGCGGAAUUUUGGUUAAUGGAACACGGGUUGCUAUCUCAUGAAAAAGCCAAGAAAGCAUUUGAGAGAAAACAGAGGAAGCAAAAGGAGCUCCGAACAGGAACUCCUGUGAAGAUAUCGAAGCCACCAACCAAGACUGCAACGUCACAGAAACAACAACAACAACAGAUAUCAAAGAACGGAGACAUAAAAGCCAAGAAAAGAAUUAUGAAUGAGAGUGAUGAUGACGACGACGAUUUCAUUUUAAGUCAUAAAAGAAGAAAAUGGUAAGAGGAAGGGAAGACUCAUAAUGUUUAUUCAGAAAAAUAAAAAUAAAAAUAAAGGAAGGACUUUUGUACCUUGUAAGACAACCUACAAAUUCUCAGAUAAAAACAUUCUUCAUGUUUUUAACAUACUCAUACAAUAAUGUACAUGCAAUUUACAUAUGUCUCUCAGAAUCUGCGUUAUGACAAUGGAAAUUGCUUCUCUAUGUUA
This is a messenger RNA of Vigna radiata var. radiata (mung bean), 1124 nucleotides long. RefSeq lists its product as uncharacterized. The record is from RefSeq and is a predicted model, not a curated record. Lineage: Eukaryota; Viridiplantae; Streptophyta; Magnoliopsida; Fabales; Fabaceae. Bases 246 to 920 code for a protein of 224 amino acids. The transcript is spliced from 5 exons.